AUGUCGGAACGUUAUUCAACAAAGUUGUCAUUUGAAAUACCACUUUUUCUUGCUUAUGUCACAGGCAAUGAUGCAUGUGAUGUGUUGUUGGAGCUGGAAAAAGAAUAUGAUGUAAAAUUUGUCAUAGGUGAAGAUUCGGUUUAUGUAGAAGGUUUGAAGGAGCAAGAUCUAAAACCUAUCAAAAAAACACUUUCCGAUGCUUGGAAAAUGGAUAAUUUUCAUCGUGCUAUAGAAAUUUGUGAAUUAACGACUAAAUCAGACUAUCAAUUUCUGUUUGAAGUGUCACCUUCGGAAGCUGCUCUUAUACAAUUGAAUGCUAAAACUAUUUUACAUCGAACGAGAGUGCUGCAGUUGAAAACAGAUAAUAAUGGUCAUGUGUGUAUUUUCGGGAACGGAACCUCAAUUUAUGAUGCUUACGAUACGAUUGUUUCAUUUCUUCGCAAAGCAUCUUUUAAAAGCAACACUGCUUUGCAAGGUUUUAAUGAAGAACCUUGCGUUCUUCUCAUGCAUAUUCCGAGUGCAAUUGCGCAGUUUAUAUUUUCAAACGAUAAGCGAAGUGUAAAUGCAUUGGAACGUUCAUCCCGGUGUGUCGUUGAACCACAUUUUAGGGAUACUGAUGCAGCUGGUUAUACUAAGAUUGAUAUAAUCACGAAAGACCUCCCCAACGCAUUAGCUGCAAAAGCAGCACUGAUGGAACUAAUUGAAAGUCAUGUUGGAAAAAUUCAUAAGUGGCCAACUCCAGUAACUAUUUGCUGUGGUUCGCGUAUAUCACGAUCAAUUCCGGAAGUUUCUUGUCGUACAUUGGAUGAAUGCGAAGCCGUACUACAUGGUCCGACAAGUAAAAGCUUGACUUUUAGCGUGCCUGAUUCUGAAGCUUCACGUCUAAUUGGCACUCGAGGAUUAAAUAAAAAAAGAAUUGAAGAACGCACAAACUGCUUCAUUUCGUUGCACACAGAAGCAAAGCAAGGCGGUGAAUUUCCUGUAGAAAUAAUUGGCCAAAAUGUGAAAGAAUGCGAAGCUGCUCAGGCUUAUAUCCAUAACUUUCUGAAGGAAACACGGAGAAUGAAUAAAAACAUGACUCGCAGUAGUUUGUCGGGUGCAAUACAAUCAUCUCAACGUUUUAAUUCUGAAGUGGAAUUGUCGCAGCUAAAUGCGCUUUCUUCUACUUACAAUGCACCAGGUGGUGGUGGUGGUGCUGCACCGGGGACGGUAUCUGCAUACUUCGCAGCACCGGGAGCAAAACCUAGUGGCGGUGGUGGUGGUGGCAUAGGUCCUGAAAGCGGUGGUGCUGGUGGUACAACGUCCGCUUAUUUCGCUGCACCAGGAGCAGGGGGAGGUGGAGUUGGAUGUGUUUCUGCGUAUUUUUCACCGACUGCCCCAGGAGGUUUGGGAGGAAGAGUUCCAGGCGCACCUGCAGUUGGUGUCAUAGAUCCUACGAAAACAGCUAUCGGCGCUGUUGAUCCGACUCGAACUGCUAUUGGCGCUGUUGAUCCAACGAAAACUGCUAUCGGUGCUGUGGAUCCGACUCGAACUGCUAUCGGCGCUGUUGAUCCAACUCGAACAGCUAUCGGCGCUGUUGAUCCGACUCGAACAGCUAUCGGUGCUGUUGAUCCGACUCGAACAGCUAUCGGUGCUGUUGAUCCGACUCGAACUGCUAUUGGCGCUGUUGAUCCAACGAAAACUGCUAUCGGUGCUGUGGAUCCGACUCGAACUGCUAUUGGUUCUGUUGAUCCAACAAAAACUGCUAUCGGUGCUGUGGACCCGACUCGAACUGCUAUCGGCGCUGUUGAUCCGACUCGAACUGCUAUCGGCGCUGUUGAUCCGACUCGAACUGCUAUCGGCGCUGUUGAUCCGACUCGAACUGCUAUUGGUGCUGUGGAUCCCACUAGAACAGCUAUUGGUGCCGUAGACCCAACAAAAACUGCCAUCGGGUCUCCGGUUCCAGAUUUCACAAAAACAGCUAUUGGAGCGCCAAGUGGUUCGCCAGCAGCACCAGUAGGAGGAGGAGGAUACUCGCCAACAUCGCCAGGUGGAGGUGGAGCCACAUCCGCUUAUUUCGGCGUUGGUGGAGGUGGCGGUGGUGGCUACACCUCUGCUUACUUUGGUGUUGGUGGUGGCGGUGGUGCUAAGCCAACAGGUGGUGGUGCUGACAGCAGAGGAGGUGCUACGAGCCCAGGCGUAUCGGCAUACUUUUCACCAUCGGGUGGAGCUGGCGGUGCACCAGGAGCGACUUCAGCCUAUUUUUCUGUCCGAUAG
Messenger RNA from Cercopithifilaria johnstoni, 2256 nucleotides. Lineage: Eukaryota; Metazoa; Nematoda; Chromadorea; Rhabditida; Onchocercidae. The record is from the annotation of a GenBank genome assembly.